Molecule: messenger RNA, 2788 nt
Organism: Aspergillus campestris IBT 28561
Lineage: Eukaryota; Fungi; Ascomycota; Eurotiomycetes; Eurotiales; Aspergillaceae
Exons: 5
Coding region: 305-2620 (771 amino acids)
Biological process (GO): eisosome assembly
Source: RefSeq, a predicted model, not a curated record
CGUCGAUCGAGUUCGUUCCAUCCCGAGAAGCCGAUCUGAUCGUGAUCCGAUCAUUCGGCAGGUAGCAUCCGUGGAUCGUGGAGCUCUGUAACCAACUACGUCAGAGACAAUCUAGCUCAGAUCCAAACUUCUGGAUCGCCCUUCCCAGAGUUGAACCCUACACCACCCUUCUCUCCAGCCGGUUCCUUUUCAUGUCAUCAUCCCGCCGCCGCCCUCUCGCUCUCUUUCCUUUCUCUUUGCAUUUCCAGGAUAUGACUGUCGCCGCUGAGAGUCCUCAUCUUUUACACCCCGACGUUAUCUUAUCAUGGCCACUGUCGAACAGCCUCCUGUGCAGCGCAUUCCGCGUUCCCGGUCCGCCCGGUUAGCGGAUCAAGCUGCGACAGCUGCGCUUUAUGUGACGCACCCCGAGCGCAGGCUAUCCAUCCGUGAACCCGCGGCGACAGCCGAGACCGAACAACUCAACAUCAAAGCGACAGGGUCCCGUCCCAGCUUCAGUCAUGCAUCAGCGGUCGCUGCUCUGGCCCAUGCUAAGAACAGACAAGUCGAGAAGCAGGCAGUUUAUGACGUGCAGGUCCAUCGAGGCUCGUUGGAUGGAACCAGCGAGCAUGGUUAUAAGGCUGCACUGCAUGCCGUUCGAGAUGGCCGCCCUUCUGGAUCAGUCGACCUAGGCAGAGGCAUGUCGGUGACAGACCAAAGGGUCGAAGCCCAGCGUGGUCCAGCUCAGAAGGGAAGGGCCAUCAAUGCUGCGUCGGGCGCCUUCAAGAGCAGGAAUAGGGCUGACUCUGCACCGUCUGACGCGCCGCAUAGCGUGUCGUUCGCUGAAGAUAGCGAGGCUCCUAGUGACAUCGGUCAUUCGAUAGGAGUAGGUAAGCUCGAUCGAGUGGCGAGUAACAACGCCCGGCUAUAUACCGCUUCGCCGCCCGUCGCUCCUGAGGUGGAAGAGCAGCGCAAGAAAAGCGUUGUACAGGCCGCUGCGAUAUCAAUGGCGCAGGAAAUGUACCAGAUUACAGGACCGACGGGUGAGGGCGGGACCGGAGCGCCCCGGAAACAAUCCGGACCACUGCAGCAGGCGAUAAAUUUGCAGGAGACGGCUCAGAGAAUUGCUGCCGAGAAGCUGGCUGCCAUGGAGGAUGAGAAUGCACUUUAUCGAGAGUACUAUGCUGUUAAUCCGGAGGAAGUCCGUUCCGAAACUCCAACGCGGAGGCGGAGACUCUCCGUGGACUCGGACAGCACCUCGGGGUUCGACGUGGACCGGUCCAGGCAUAUCAGAUUUCAGAUGUCCAGUCUGCGGUCGAGACUCGACGCAGUGGACGAAAAGCGAGAGACUGACCGGUCUAUGCUACUGGAAGCUGCGAGGAGAAACGUCGAUGCAACCAUGAGGGACAUGGAAAUGCGCGUUUAUGCUGAAACCGGCCGUGCGCCGCCUUCCAUGCAGAGAGAUUGGGAGGAUGCGGCCCUGAUGCGUGCUCGAAAGGAUGUCCUGGGCCGGGAGACGGAGUCGAUCCACGCAGAGAAAGUCGACCUUGGAGCCAAGAAGUACAUGGAUAUGGCUGAUAUCGAGGCCGUUGCCCGCUCGCGGUUGCAGCCCACUUUGAACGAGAUCACAGACCGUGCAGAGGGACAGAGGGCCAGGGAGUUGGAGAAACGCCUGGAUGAAGAAGAAAGGGAAAGAUAUGAAGCCAUCUACCGCGAGCGCGAGGCCGAGUUGAGAGCCGAAGAGAAAGAACAGAAAGCCUAUAUGAAAUACAACUCGAAGAACGUCGAGGAGAAAUCUUGGCCAUGGAGGAGAAAAUCCAGACAAGACGAGCAAGAAGCUUUCGCUUCCGGCGCAGUCUCGGGUUAUGGUGGCGCGGAGGCUAAGUCCGAGUCCAAAUUCAAAUCCUGGUUUAGAGGCAAGCGUGGUUCCCGUUCUAGCAUGACCGCGCCUGAGACUUCGAGGGAGAUUGGAACGGGCCAGGAGCCAGCCUCGAGCGCCGUCGGUAGAGAGAACCCUAUUGAAAAGACCACCGAAGAGCCCGCUGCCCCAGCCCAGAAGGCUUCUGAAGGUGCCGAGGACGCCAAGGAUGCGUCUGCACGACAAAUCGCUGCCGUGACUGGAGGUCCUUCUGCCACCGAAGAGACGAGCGAGGCCGCUAAAGAAACCACAGAGGCCCCCAGAGAAUCAAUCGAGGCCCCCAAAGAAUCAACCGAGAGUGCUGCGGAGGAGAAUCGGCGCGCGGCGCUUCGAUCGCACCCCGUGACCGCCGACGAAUUGACUGAUAUGCAGACCCGGCGGAUGUCGUCCGUGGACGAGGGUCAAGCGGCAGCCAUGGCCCAGAAAGCACAGCAGAAUACGGCGGACCACGCCAGCGACAAGCCCUCAUCGCGACUGAAGUCCAGGCUCUCCAGGAUGCUCUCGGGCGGAUCCUCGAGGUCAGGACUGGACGAGUCAGUCAGUGAUUAUAACGAGGACGCCCAGACAGAUGGCCAGAAAGGCACUCCCAGAUAUGCGCACGCCAUGCCCGACGAGAGAGAACUUCUCCGCGAGAGUGCCACCGACCAGGGCUUGCCCGCUCCGGCUGCUGGAAAGAAUAUGACCAAUGGCGCUGGACGGGAGUCGCGAUUCUCUGAGGAUUUGUAGUCAAUUAUUCGUUGUCUUUUUUUCCUUUUUCUUUUUCUAUUCCUGUCUUUUUCGUGGAGAGUGGGGGUGGGUGUAUCUAUGGCUUCAGUUGUCACUCUGCCUGAAUGGCAAUCAUGACAGAGAGUAUUGAUGUUAUUGUUCUUGUCGACGUUCUUGUCAUCAUUACUG